Rhipicephalus microplus (southern cattle tick) is the source of this 1035-nucleotide messenger RNA. Its product is annotated as unconventional prefoldin RPB5 interactor-like. Lineage: Eukaryota; Metazoa; Arthropoda; Arachnida; Ixodida; Ixodidae. The record is from RefSeq and is a predicted model, not a curated record.
AUGGAGUCCGAACAGCUGGAGAAACUUCGCCAGUCGCAGCUCAAGGGCCUGCGGUCCUGCGACGCGAAGAUUGAGCGAUGGGCCCAAUUCGAGCGCGAUUACGAGGCCCUCGGCGAGCGGCUGCGCACGCUGCCCGAGCGCGUGAGCCACGAGGUGAUGGUGCCCCUCAACUCGCUCGCCUUCAUGCCGGGACGGAUUAUCCACACGAACGAGGUACUCGUGCUCCUGGGCGACAAUUGGUUCGCCGAGCGGUCGGCGAGCCAGGCGAUGGAUAUCGCCAGGCGGCGCGCCGAGCAAUGCAGGAAGAUGCAGAAAGAACUGAAAGCCGAGCGGCAACAGCGCACCAACUGGAUUAAGUACACGGACGAGUUGCACCGCGAGAGCGGCUACGCCGACAUUCGGGAGCCGUACGACCCGGCCGCAGAAAGUGCGUGGCGGGAGAGACACCGCAAGAGCGUGCGAGACUAUCACACGUCCAAGAAGGCAGUAGAAGGUGAGCAACACCAGGCCGCCAAAGACGACGUGUGGAAACUGCUCGAGCGCCUAGAGUUGCAGGAGGAGCAGGAAGAAAAAGAAACCUGCACAAGCGUCGCGGCGACUUCGCACGAGGAGGUCUCCUCCCGCAAAGUCCGAUGGCAAGACGAGAGCAGCGGCCACAUCAGCUUCUCCUACUCGUCAAGCGAUACCUGCUCGGCGACCACGGCCACCUGCAGUUCCGAUGCAUUGCUAAGUCCUGGCGACAUCUUGCGCAUAUUUGGAGGAUCCGAAGGCAGUGUGGCAAAGUCUAUACUGAAGAAUUCGUCAGAUGUGAAGCCCCCGACGCUGCCCAAAGCGUCAGUAUCGUCUCCAGUUGUACCUGUGCCAAGAGAAAGGCCGAAGCCGAAGUUUGGCGACGCGUUCACAGGAAAUGUCAUGGAGCACGCUAUCGCACCUUCGUCGACGACAAUUGACUUUGAUGUUACUGACGUAGAAUUACCGGCACCACUUAGCAAGCCAAGUUCGUUGUUUAAGUCAAGGAGGAGAAUGAAGCCAUAG